This is a messenger RNA of Toxotes jaculatrix (banded archerfish), 3208 nucleotides long. RefSeq names its product solute carrier family 4 member 1b (Diego blood group) (gene slc4a1b). Gene Ontology annotation, biological process: transmembrane transport; bicarbonate transport; monoatomic anion transport. Gene Ontology annotation, molecular function: bicarbonate transmembrane transporter activity; solute:inorganic anion antiporter activity; monoatomic anion transmembrane transporter activity. The transcript has 21 exons. The coding region runs from base 221 to 3007 and encodes 928 amino acids. Gene Ontology annotation, cellular component: plasma membrane; basolateral plasma membrane. NCBI's taxonomy places the organism in Eukaryota, Metazoa, Chordata, Actinopteri, Toxotidae. The record is from RefSeq and is a predicted model, not a curated record.
CAGAUGCUCUUUGCCAGUUUGCUGCCUGGCUGCCAGUCACUCCUGGCUGCCUCCUGCCUGCUUCCUCCUCUGACUGCCUGUUGCUGAUGUCUUGCCUGCCUGCCCACUGAGGUUUGGAGUUGUGUAUUGGAUCCUGCCUGCCUGCCUGCCUGCCUGCCUGCCAGUGACCAACUGUAACUGCAUUUAACAACAGGAGGUACAGAGAAGAGUUUGGGAUACAAUGGCCUCUGACCCGGUGCCUAGGACUAGUAAAAAUGAAGAGGAGUGCUCCGUUUACAUCCCCUUCAGAGGGCCUCAGUUUCAGGCCAUGGAUCGAUACGAGAUGUUGACCAUCCAAAAGGGAGAGGAAAAAGAGAAGAUGAAAGCCGACUUCAACCAAAGUUUCACUCUCUAUCCUGAUGGUGUUGAAGCUGCCUGGAACAUCAACACCAACGCCAACCCUGGUGCAGAGUGUCAGAGGUACGUGAAGCUAAAGGAGCUAAUGAAGGACCAGAAGCAGGAGACCUACUGGCAGGAGACGGGGCGAUGGGCAGGCUACGAGGAGAGCUUCGACCCUCAGGCCGGGGUGUGGGCGUCCUCUCAGAUCUCCUACCUCACCUUCAAGAGCCUCAUCCAACUCCGACGCACCAUGAACACAGGUGUGACGAUUUUUGACUGUGAAGAACGGACUAUGGCCACCAUCGCCGAGAAGAUGGUCAACGAGAUGGUUAACAAGAAGGAGAUCAGGCCUGGAGAUCGGGAGGGAGUGCUGACGGCUCUGCUUCAGAACCGCAGCCAAUCGGAUGACCCAGAACGUCAAGCUCUGACUGAUGGGAGGGACCUGCAGAAGUUUUCAGUCAAGGAAAGGAAGGAUGAAUCUGACCGAGUUGAGGUCUCCAUGGUGCUAGUAGGAGCCUUGGACUUUCUGGAGAAGCCUGCAGUUGUGUUUGUGCGUCUGAAGGAGGCGGUGGUACUCGAUUCUGCUUUGGAGGCCCCGGUGCCUGUACGCUUCAUCUUUGUUCUGGUUGGCCCCAGCAAGACUGACAUAGACUACCACGAGACUGGCCGUGCUAUGGCAGCACUAAUGGCGGACAGAGUGUUCAACCAGGCAGCUUUGCAGGCAAAGAGUGCAAGAGAGCUGACAGACACCCUGGCCGACUUCAUGGACUGCAGCAUCGUCAUCCCCCCCACCGAGAUCCAGAACGAAGCGAUGCUCAGCUCCAUCAUCAGCUUUCAGAAGAAACUACUGCAGGACAGAUUCCAGUCCUCUGAUCCCACUCUCUGCCUAGACUCCAAACCUCGUAGGGUUUCCAUCGCUAGCGGGCCUCCUCCUGAAGACCCCCUGUCCCGUACGGGUCGACCGUUUGGCGGUAUGAUUCGAGACAUAAAGAGACGCUACCAAUACUACAAGAGCGACAUCACAGACGCUCUCAACUCCCAGGUCCUUGCUGCCAUCAUCUUCAUCUACUUUGCCGCCCUGUCUCCUGCCAUCACCUUCGGAGGACUUCUGGCUGACAAAGUGGACAAUAUGAUGGGCGUUCCAGAGCUCCUCAUCUCCACCAGCAUCCAGGGGAUCAUCUUCUGCUUUGUUGCUGCUCAGCCCAUCUUGGUCAUUGGUUUCUCUGGUCCUCUGUUAGUGUUUGAGGAGGCCUUCUAUGCUUUCUGCAGCUCCCAGGGCAUUGAAUACAUUGUUGGGAGAGUGUGGGUCGGAGUGUGGCUGGUCAUUAUUGUGGUGAUCAUUGUGGCCUGUGAGGGCAGCUUCCUGGUGCGCUUCAUCUCACGCUUCACCCAAGAAAUCUUCUCCAUUCUCAUCUCCCUCAUCUUCAUCUAUGAAACUUUCGCCAAGCUGGGGAGGAUUUUUAAGGCACAUCCACUGAUUCUCAAUUAUGAUCAUGUGAAUGCAACUCUGGAAAAUCCCUGGCACCCAAAGGUGGAAGAGACCAUCAUCCAUGACAAUGCCACUGGCAAUACAACUGUUUUCAUCAACACUAUUAACUCACCUUACCCAAACACAGCCCUGCUCUCCAUGUGCCUCAUGUUUGGCUGCUUCUUUAUUGCCUAUUUCCUGCGCCAGUUCAAGAAUGGAACAUUUCUUCCUGGAAAGGUGAGACGUUUGAUUGGUGACUUUGGUGUCCCUAUCGCCAUUUUCCUCAUGAUCGUCGUGGACUACAACAUUGAAGAUACCUACACUCAGAAACUAGUGGUUCCCAAAGGUCUAAUGGUGUCCAACCCAGCCAAAAGAGGCUGGCUCAUCAACCCUUUCGGAGAGCACAAGCCUUUCCCUGUGUGGCUGAUGUUUGCAUGCUGUGUCCCAGCCUUGCUUGUCUUCAUUCUCAUCUUCCUGGAGUCUCAGAUCACAACUCUGAUUAUAAGCAAACCUGAGAGGAAGAUGGUCAAGGGCUCCGGGUUCCACUUUGACUUGCUGGUUUUAGUUGGCAUGGGAGGGCUCAGCGCAAUAUUUGGUGUGCCGUGGCUCAGUGCUGCCACUGUGCGGUCUGUCACCCACGCCAAUGCCCUCACCGUCAUGAGCAAAGGACCAAAACCUGUGAUAGAGAAGGUGAUGGAGCAGAGGAUCAGUGGCAUCCUGGUGGCACUGCUGGUUGGUCUGUCGAUUCUGAUGGAGCCGAUCCUGAAGAUGAUUCCCAUGUCAGCCUUGUUUGGGAUCUUCCUCUACAUGGGAGUCACGUCACUAAAUGGCAUCCAGCUGUGGGAUCGCAUGCUGCUGCUGCUUAUCCCUAAGAAAUACCACCCUGAUGAACCCUACGCCACCAGAGUGAGCACGGGGCGAAUGCACUUGUUCACAGCCAUCCAGAUAGUAUGCCUUGCACUUCUCUGGAUUGUGAAGUCCAGUCCAGUAUCCCUCGCGCUUCCCUUCAUACUUAUCCUCACCAUCCCUCUUCGCAUGUUUAUGACCGGGCGUCUUUUCACUGAACUGGAAAUGAAAUGUUUGGAUGCUGAUGAUGCUAAAGUGACGUUCGAAGAGGAGCCGGGUCAGGAUGUAUACUGUGAAUCUCAAAUGCCAUUGUAGAUGUCUUCCAUGACUGCUGCCAGAAAUCUUUUAUUUUAACAAAAAUCUAUUUAUUUUAUAUAAAGCUUGAAUCAAUGUUACAUCUAUCUAUGAGCACAAAGAUGUUUUUUUAAUGAAAAAUGGAGAUAUAGAUUUUACCUUUGUGGAGUGUGGAGUGAUCAAGCUGGUAGCACUGAAGAGCUGAAGAACAACACAGAAACA